This is a messenger RNA of Protopolystoma xenopodis, 726 nucleotides long. The record is from the annotation of a GenBank genome assembly. Lineage: Eukaryota; Metazoa; Platyhelminthes; Monogenea; Polystomatidea; Polystomatidae.
GCCCCUCAUAAGACCUCAGCACGACACUCGUCAGCAGGUGAGACGCCUCUAGAUUUGCCGAUAACCUCGGCAACUGAGGCAGUCGAGGUCGAUGAACGGACAGAAGAUACACUAAGCAUUAUGCGUAGAAGGCGAGCACGCUUUUUACACCUUUUCUGGCGGGUCGCUUAUGGUCUUCGGACUCCCUCUACAACUGCAUCCCUCGCUCCUAAUGACACCAGAUGUAGCUUUGGACGCGCAGUCGAGAGCCAGAACCGAUCUUUUCGACUAAGAAGAACAAAGCGCUCUCGAAAGUGGUUGUGCCGACAUUCGCCCACAGAACCUUCAUCUCGUCAUCGCCACUCUAAUGGUGAACACUUUUCGAUGCCUAUUGAAUCAAAUUUUCCCUUCAUAUCUCUUAUCCUCAUCAACUGCCUUAUUCAUUCCUGCGUCCUCAAUCACCUCACACUCAGCUACCUCGACAGCACGUCCCUCGUUCCGUCACUGCAAAUCCUCGGCACCAUCAUCGUUCAAUCGCUUCCCAACAUCAUAAUCAUCACUCUCGUCCUCACCAUACUUCUUGGCGACGUGCAAGUGCCGAUCGGUAUACAAAACUCGGCGAUCCUUCGAGUCGACAUGUCUUAUCUUCUUCGGUUUACUGUCCCUUGGCCGUCUGCAAUGCUCGGUAGGUUUGCUCGAUUCUCCAACCGACUCAUCUCAGGGGCCUUUAUUUUCUUCACUUUUUAG